CCAUAUUCAUUCAUUCGUACUAUUAGUGAAGUGCAGUUUGUCGGUUGUUUUCCACACGUUCGCAUAAAAAAUAAUAAAUUUCUAAAAUGGCCUGCUGGGAAGGAAAGAAAUACAAAUUGGACAAGAGCGAGAACUUCGAUGAAUACAUGAAGGAAUUGGGUGUUGGCAUGGUCCUCCGCAAGAUGGGUAACUCUGUAACCCCUACUGUUGAGUUGAAGAAAGAAGGUGAUUUAUUCACAUUCACCACCUCCUCCACUUUCAAGACUUCGACUAUCUCCUUCAAAUUGGGUGAAGAAUUCGACGAAGAAACUUUGGAUGGCCGUAAAGUUAAAUCUAUCUGCACCAUGGAUGGCAACAAAUUGGUACAAGAACAAAAAGGUGACAAACCAUCAACCAUCGUACGUGAAUUCACCGAUUCCGAAUUGAUCACCACCCUUACCAUUGGUGAAAUCAAAUCUGUCCGUGUUUACAAGGCCCUCUAAAUAUUUUAUAAUUAAAUAACUUUAUUAAGAAUAUGCUGAUUAUUUUUUCCUUGCAUUGCCUAAAGAUGAUUGACUGAGUUUUUUAUCUGAUACUCCGUUAUUUUUUUUUAAUAAGAUCUGUUUAAUAACUAUUUAUGAGAUUGCACAUGAAAAUUGUUAUUAAAUAACAAUAUUAUUUUCUUUUCUAUUGUUUACAUAUACCACUUAUGUAUUUAAGGUGUUUGUAAGCCAAAAAUAAACAAAAAAAGUAAUAAAAUUAAUAUUGACAUUGCAUUUAAUAAUAUUUAAA
Messenger RNA from Calliphora vicina (urban bluebottle blowfly), 771 nucleotides. It is a transcript of the gene fabp, whose product is annotated as fatty acid binding protein. The coding region runs from base 87 to 482 and encodes 131 amino acids. The record is from RefSeq and is a predicted model, not a curated record. The transcript has 3 exons. Gene Ontology annotation, biological process: fatty acid transport. Gene Ontology annotation, cellular component: nucleus; cytosol. Gene Ontology annotation, molecular function: fatty acid binding. NCBI's taxonomy places the organism in Eukaryota, Metazoa, Arthropoda, Insecta, Diptera, Calliphoridae.